AUGGGUGGCAACGAGGAUUCCAACAAUAAGGGCGAUUCUCCAUUCGAAUCAUCGGCAUCACAACCCUUUCUAUCGAAACCCUCGUACCCUUCUUCGACAUCUUCGGCAGUGGAAGAAGAAUCCGAGUCAAACCAGCAAUACCAUCACAUCACUUACAAUUCAGGUCCUCGCUCCUUCAAGGACCUCCCUUUCCUCAUCCUCUUCCUUCUCUUCAUCAUCUCCACCUUCGCCUUCGGCAUCUUCGCCGUCUUCCACCGAAACACCAACUACACCUCUCUCUCAUCUUUCUCCUACGACCCCACCUCCUCCUCCUGCGUCCUAAACCCUUCUUCCUCUUCUUCCUCCCUUUCCAACUUGCUUUUCCUCGAUUCUUCCUCGCACUUGGUCAAGGGUCUCAUAUGGACCCUCGUCAUCACCUUCGUUCUCAGCAUCCCCUUGUGCUGGGCUAUGCUUCUCUUACUCAAACAUUACACCAAACAGAUUGUCUACGCUGCGAUUCCCUUCUUCAUCGCCAUCCCAAUUUUCCUCAACGUCUAUUGGUUCGUCGCAUGCAUUCUCGGUGCGACUUGCAGUUCUGCCUUCCCCCUCGCGUACCGGAUUCUCGUCAUGGUCUUUGUCUUCUUGGUGAUUGGGGUCCUCGUGUGGAUCUUGGUCGUGAAUUGGCAUCGCGUGGAGCUCACUGUCAGCAUAAUUGGGGUCGCUUCCCAUGCACUUUCCAGGAAUUUGAACUUGUUCGGGGUGCUGCCUUGUUUGAUUGUUGGGCUUGUCGUGUAUUACGUUCCAAUAGUGAUUUUCAUGGUGUUUGCGAGGUUUAAUGGGCAGAUUGUGGUGAAGAAUUUGGAGCGCGGAUAUGCUUGUGUGUGGAAGGAAGAUUCAUGGGUUCCCGCUUAUUUUGCUUUAGCUAUUCUCACCAUGUUGUGGUCUGCGUCAGCUAUGGUCGAAGCUCAAGUUUAUGUCAUCAGUGGCACCAUUGCUAAUUGGUAUUUCUCCAAGGAUCAUCAAACUCCUAAGCGGAGUAUUCGAACUUCUCUCAGAAAUGCUUUUGGUCCUUCUUCUGGUACGAUAUGCUUGUCGGGAUUGCUUAUCUUUGUUGUUCGAAUGGUGCGUUCUGCGGUUGAUAGUGCAAGACAAGAGGAUAUUCCCGGGAUAGUGAACCUUGUACUGCGAUGCUGUGUGAAUGCCUUACUGACAGCAGUUGAUUUUCUCAACAAGUUCACCAUAAACUUUGCUGCGAUAACUGGUGAAGCCUACUGCUCUUCUGCAAGGAUGACGUAUGAACUUCUAAGACGCAAUCUUCUCUCUGCUGUUUUUGUGGAGACCAUCUCAUCUCGCAUUCUGGCUGGGAUUGUUUUUGUCUUUUCUGCAACAUACACAAUAGUGGCCUGUGCUAUCUUAAAAGCUGGUACCAAUCUUGGGGCUGAUUCAUAUUUUGUGGCUGCGAUGGCAUGGGUGCUACUGAUAGUAGUGCUGGGUUACCUCGUGCAUGUGCUAGACAAUGUAAUCGAAACAAUUUACAUCUGCUAUGCUAUAGACCGGGAUAGAGGAGAGGUUUGUAAACAAGAAGUUCAUGAGGUUUACGUUCACCUACCCAUAAGUAGAAGUCUCAGACAGUCUGUUCCCACAAGAACACUAGGUGUGUAA
Sphenostylis stenocarpa is the source of this 1641-nucleotide messenger RNA. The record is from the annotation of a GenBank genome assembly. Lineage: Eukaryota; Viridiplantae; Streptophyta; Magnoliopsida; Fabales; Fabaceae.